Messenger RNA from Oncorhynchus keta (chum salmon), 5088 nucleotides. RefSeq names its product alpha-1A adrenergic receptor-like. The record is from RefSeq and is a predicted model, not a curated record. Gene Ontology annotation, biological process: regulation of vasoconstriction; regulation of cardiac muscle contraction; phospholipase C-activating G protein-coupled receptor signaling pathway. Gene Ontology annotation, molecular function: alpha1-adrenergic receptor activity. The transcript has 2 exons. Bases 278 to 1789 code for a protein of 503 amino acids. Lineage: Eukaryota; Metazoa; Chordata; Actinopteri; Salmoniformes; Salmonidae. Gene Ontology annotation, cellular component: membrane.
CUGAGUGAGAGGCGACAGUCACGACGACUGUAGUAGCUGGUUAAAGUUAUAUAAUCAUGUGUUAUGAGACUUAAUUUUUCCGGACAUCAUGGAAUUAUGGAAUCACACCAUAAAAGGCAAUUGCGCUUUUUCUCUGAGUUUUGCGCUCAUUCUUCGUAAUUGUUUUAGUUUGAUUACCAUUGAAAAUGAAGUACACAGGUGAUGUAACAAAAUAAACGAAGUUUGUGUUGAUCCAUGGAUUUACACAUACCUGGUAUGGAGGAACAGGGUCGUCAACAUGAAUUUUGAUACUGCUGAUGAAGUCAACUUCUGGAGUAACCGUUCCUCGGAGCUGUACUCGGAGACACAGGGACCAUUAUCUGCAAAUAAUUCCAACUUGACCACAGCAAAUGGCACAGACAAUAACACAGACACGAAUCCGCUGGACCUUACCCGAGCCGUGUCCGUUGGUAUAGUUCUGGGCGCGUUCAUUCUGUUCGCAAUUGUGGGCAACAUACUCGUAAUACUUUCCGUUGUAUGCAACAGACACCUGCGCAUCCCAACAAACUAUUUCAUUAUCAACCUCGCCAUUGCGGACCUGUUGCUGGGUACAACGGUGCUGCCCGUGUCUGCAACAUUGGAGAUUCUUGACUACUGGGUAUUCGGGAGGAUAUUCUGUGACAUCUGGGCGGCAGUGGACGUGCUAUGUUGCACUGCUUCCAUUAUGAGCCUGUGCGUAAUAUCCAUAGACCGUUAUAUAGGAGUGCGCUACCCACUGCAGUACCCCUGUAUAGUAACGGAGAAAAGAGCCCUUUUGGCCAUGCUCGGUGUUUGGGUUCUCGCUACUGUCAUUUCCAUUGGACCUCUGCUCGGGUGGAAACAACCACCCUCAAAUGACGACACCAUUUGCCCCAUCACCGAAGAGCCCUUUUACGCACUGUUCUCGUCAUUGGGUUCAUUUUACAUACCUCUGGCUGUCAUCCUUUGCAUGUACUGUCAGGUUUAUGUAGUUGCCAAACGGACCACUAAGAACUUAGAGGCGGGGGUCAUGAAAGAACACAUGGACUCGAAUGAGCUCACGCUCAGGAUCCACUGCAAAAACGCACAACUACAGGAAUACUGCGGCGCAGGCAAGGGCCAGACACGGAGCACGCUAACAGUCAAACUGCUCAAGUUCUCCCGAGAGAAGAAAGCUGCUAAAACGCUCGGUGUCGUGGUGGGCAUGUUUAUUCUCUGCUGGCUGCCAUUCUUCCUCGUGCUGCCCAUCGGGUCAUUCAACGCCAACCUGCGUCCCCCGGAGACGUUCUUUAAGGUGAUCUUCUGGCUGGGCUACUUCAACAGCUGCCUGAAUCCCAUCAUCUACCCCUGCUACAGCCGAGAGUUCAAACAGGCCUUCAUCCGCAUCCUCAAGUGCCGCUGCCAUCAGAAGAAAAAGCAGAAGGGCUGGAGGGCCUACUACAACUACCGUUCCUCUCACCUGGGCUCCACCAACAACUCCUACCUGAAUGGGAGUCAGCAGACCCUGUCCUCUGUCAACCCCAGCCCUCGCUGUGUGAGCAAAGGAUCCGGCUCUCGCCUGGAGUCUGGGUGGGGCCAUGGCUCCCUGUCCCCCUGCCUGUCUCUGCCUGGGAGCCCCUUCACCAGCCAGAUGAGGGCCCUUCCUGGGGCUGUCCGCCAGAGCACCAGCAGAACUAUCAGAGUCAACCUGGCCUCCCCCCUGGCCAGGGAGCCAGUGCAUGCCAAUGGACAGAGUGGGAAUGGAAAGGUGGAGCAUGGGGCAAUCCGGGCAACACCUGAGACAAUAAUGUAAUGGCGGGUUGGAGCAUCAGUCAUAAGCCUGGACAAUGCCGUUUGAUAGUCUGUACUUAUGCAACGGUAGCCUUUACAUCCAGGUGCAUGUGGGUAUUUUAUACUGGAUGCUGAAAUAUGGACAAAGGCCUAACUACUGUAGCAGUCUGGAUUUAAGAUUUACGCAUCACACCAGAGGGUCAAUGGUCAAUGUGUCCGUAAGUAUUUAUUACUAAAAGUCCGAAUGCUUGUUGUUCCAUGUCCUCCAAAUGUCCUUUUAAAUAAUUAUUUGUAUUAUUAAAUGAUAGUUUUAGACAGAACACUGAAGGCCUCUGCUACUGCACAAAACCUUUUCAGAAUAACAUGUGCAGCUCUGGCACAUACAACUUUCUAUUUUCACAAUUAUGGUGUGAAUUUUCAAAACUCUUAGUACAAAACUCAAAAUGGGUAGCACUUGUAAUGCAGCCUGUCUUAAUUCAAACCCUUUCAUUGUCCAUUUAUUUCAUUUGUCGACAUCUUUUACCACACAGCCAUUGAUCCACAAUAUAGGUUAACUCAGUACAUUGAUUUAAUCAUCAAAACACAACAUAAUAAUAUCUUCUCAAUUUAGUUAUUUUAAAUACCAGUUCAUCCACUAGCAAAACAUCUUAGACACGUGUUUCUAUCACGUUUCAGGUAAGACCCAAAUGCAGACUGUGUUGUUGUAACAAUGUUUAGCACAGCAACAGGGGCAGGCAAACGACAGGUCAGGUCAGACAGGGGUCCAUAAUCCAGAGUAGUGGGGCAACGGUACGGGAUGGCAGGCGGGCUCAGAGUCAGUACAGGCAAGGGUCAAAACCAGGAGGGCGAGAAAAAGAGAGACUGGGAAAAAGCAGGAGCUGAGACAAAACGCUUGUUGACUUGACAAGCAAAACGAACUGGCACAAACAAACAGAGAACACAUGAAUAAGUACCAGGGGGACAAUGGGAAAGAUGGGCGACACCUGGAGGGGGGUGGAGACAAGCACAAGGUCUGGUGAAACAGAUCAGGGCGUGACAGUUUAAAAUGGUAUUUUUUAUGUAAUAUGCUACAGUACUGUAAAUUACAGUACAUUACACCUUUUUCACAUUAGGCAAUACACCUACACUACCCAUUAAAAUUGACUGAACAUUACAUUUCCGUAAUGUCCAUUAUCCCAUGUGUGAUGAAAGGUGUGACCAUUGGAGACAUCUGUUUAACAGGCACUAGUUCGCAGUAAAUAUCUUCAUUGCUCAUGCACCUGGGGGAAAAGCUUUUGGCAUGGCGAAUCUAAGCCUGACAUUGGUCUGAAUUGAUGUAAUCAUAUGCCUCGUCCAUGGCCUGAAGGAGGGUGUUACACUCAUGGAGGUGACAUUCACACAUCUUCCAAAUGUAUUGUAAUCGUGUAUUGUAUUGGUUCUGUACAUGGCUCAGUGCAUAAGAGCAUGGCACUAGGAAAAGGGGAUACCUAGUCAGUUGUUCAACUGAAUGCAUUCAACUGAAAUAUGUCCUACACAUUUAAUCCAAACCCUCUGAAUCAGGUGUAGGGGGCUGCCUUAAUCAACAUAAGUUGUUGAAGUAGUUGUUGUUUAACUGCCUAAAGAGUACUGUGGAGUAAAAUCAUGAAAGUUUGAGAGUAUAUAUAUACAGUUCAAGUCGGAAGUUUACAUACACCUUAGCCAAAUAGAUUUAAACUCAGUUUUUCACAAUUCCUGGCAUGUAAAAUCCCAGUGAAAAAUCCCUGUUUUAGGUCAGUUAGGUUCACCACUUUAUUUUAAGAAUGUGAAAUGUCAGAAUAAUAGUAGAGAGAAUUGUUUACUUCAGUUUGUAUUUCUUUCAUCUCAUUCCCAGUGGGUCAGAAGUUUACAUACGCUCAAUUAGUAUUAGGUAGCAUUGCCUUUAAAUUGUUGCACUUGGGUCAAAUGUUUCGGUUAGCCUUCUACAAGCUUUCCACAAUAAGUUGGGUGAAUUUUGGCCCAUUCCUCCUGACACAGCUGAUGCAACUGAGUCAGGUUUGUAGGCAUCCUUGCUCACGCAAGCUUUUUCAGUUUUAACCACAAAUUUUGUAUAGGAUUGAGUGAGGUUAGGACUUUGUGGUGGCCACUCCAAUACCUUGACUUUGUUGUCCUUAAGCUAUUUUGUAGGCUUGGGAUCAUUGGGAUCAUUGUCCAUUUGGAAGACCCAUUUGCAACCAAGCUUUAACUUCCUGACUGAUGUCUUGAGAUGUUGCUUCAAUAAAUCCACAUAACUUUCCUUCCUCACGAUGCCAUCUAUUUUGUGAAGUGCACCAGUCCCUACUGCAGCAAAGCACCCCCACAACAUGAUGCUGCCACCCCCGUGCUUCACGGUUGGGAUGGUGUUUGUCGGCUUGCAAGCCUCCCCCUUUUUCCUCUAAACAUAGCAAUGGACAGUAUGGCCAAACAGUUCUAUUUUUGUUUCAUCAGACCAGAGGACAUUUCUCCAAAAAGUAUGAUCUUUGUCCCCAUGGGCAAAGUCUGGCUUUUUUAAUGGCGGUUUAGGAGCAGUGGCUUCUUCAUUGCUGAGCGGCCUUUCAGGUUAUGUCGAUAUAGGACUCGUUUUACUGUGGAUAUAGAUACUCCAGCAUCUCCACAAGGUCCUUUGCUGUUGUUCUGGAAAUGAUUUGCACUUUUCGCACCAAAGUACGUUCAUCUCUAGGAGACAGAACGCAUCUCCUUCAUGAGCGGUAUGACAACUGCGUGGUCCCAUGGUGUUUAUACUCGCGUACUAUCGUUUGUACAGAUGAAUGUGGUACCUUCAGGCGUUUGGAAAUUGCUCCCAAGGAUGAACCAGACUUGUGGAGGUCUACAACUUUUUUUUCUUAGGUCUUGGCUGAUUUAUUUGGAUUUUCCCAUGAUGUCAAGCCAAGAGGCACUGAGUUUGAAGGUAGGCCUUGAAAAACAUCCACAGGUACACCUCCAAUUUACUCAAAUCAUGUCAAUUAGCCUAUCAGAAGCUUCUAAAUCCAUUACAUAAUUUUCUGGAAUUUUCCAAGCUGUUUAAAGGCACAGUCAACUUAGUGUAUGUAAACUUCUGACCCAUUGGAAUUGUGACACAGUGAAUUAUAAGUGAAAUAAUGUCUAAACAGUUCUUGCCAAGACUAUAGUUUGUUAACAAGAAAAUGACUCCAACCUAAGUGUAUGAAAACUUCCAACUUCAACUGUAUAUAUAUCUAUAUAUAUAUAUAUAUAUAUAUACAGUGGGGAGAACAAGUAUUUGAUACACUGCCGAUUUUGCCGAUUUUCCUACUUACAAAGCAUGUAGACGUCUGUAAUUUUUAUCAUGGGUACACUUCAAUUGUGAGA